AACCCCAAGUGGGACUCUCCGAUACUCAUGCUCUUAGUCUUCCAAGUUUAGAAAUCUUUAGAUGAUUCAAGGACUCAAAAAGAGUACCCAAAGUAAACGAACCUCGCAAAGUUGUUCAGUCCGUACAAACCGAAACUCUGUUCUCUUGUGUGUACACGAAACACACAGAGAGAGGUUUUGAUUGUGAGACUAUAGAGAAUGGAGCCAAUCGACGAAGAAGACACUUUUCUCGGCAAGUAUCAGCCAUCGGAACUUAAGAUUGCUUCGGAAUUUCUAACGACUUGGUUACCUUUCUUAUCAAGAGAUCUCUGCCAUGGCUGCGUCCAUGUUCUGUCCGAUCGGAUCCGUUCUCUUGACUCAGAGCAUUGUAGCAACAUAGAGACGGUUACUAGAGAGGAUUCUGAUCCAAUUAUGAAAAAUAUGGAAUCUGAAGAAACCAAUCAUGAUAUGGACGACGAAUGUGAUGUGAAGUUCUGUGAUUCUUACUCAUUAGGUAGUUUGAAAGCUUCUGAUGAAACUGCGAGUCCUCCUAAAACGUCUUGGGCUGAUAUGGCACAAGAGGACGUGCUCGAGGAGGAGGAAGAAGAGAAGCAGAGCGAAUCAGGUGCACAGGACGUUGAUGUGUCUACUUCCAUUGGAGACUCGACGACGAAGACUCUCGAGAAGCGUAAGUUGUCUAGGGAGGAAAGAGAGCAGUACCGGUUUAGGAACGUGAAGAGAAUGAAAGUGUUUACUUGUUUCGAGAGAGUCGAAGGAAAACGCGUUAAUAUCCUCGAGGGACUUGAAUUGCACACCGGCGAUAUUCUCUUUGGAUCAAAUCUCAAAAUCCUUGGUCCUGGUGAAUUCUCCGGUUCCUACUCUAUACCGCUCCCCGUCGGGAAAAUGGACGAGUCGAAAAGACCGGUCGGGUUCACACCGGAACCUGAUUUGCAGGGGAUUAAGCCGUUGCCAUACGAACAGACAGCUCCGAGUACUCCUGCUGCUGCAUCCAUUAGCGGUUCUUCUUCAAGAUCCAGUAAUGGUCAUCAAGAUGGUGGUAGUAACAACAAUCAAGGUGCACAUAGAGAAGGAAGCAGGCGAUAUGGGUCGAGAGGUUAUCGUUCUGAGAGUCGAGAGUUUAGGUCAUCAUCAAGCCAAAGUAGAGGAAACUCACGGCCUGAUCCUAAGACCAAGGUUAAUACUACCAGCUCCGAUAACGUUGAAAUCAAUGUUUGA
This is a messenger RNA of Thlaspi arvense, 1215 nucleotides long. Lineage: Eukaryota; Viridiplantae; Streptophyta; Magnoliopsida; Brassicales; Brassicaceae. The record is from the annotation of a GenBank genome assembly.